This is a messenger RNA of Cyclopterus lumpus (lumpfish), 1009 nucleotides long. RefSeq lists its product as uncharacterized. Lineage: Eukaryota; Metazoa; Chordata; Actinopteri; Perciformes; Cyclopteridae. The coding region runs from base 194 to 868 and encodes 224 amino acids. The record is from RefSeq and is a predicted model, not a curated record. The transcript has 5 exons.
UUUAUCAGAGUUUAUUUUCAGGAAGGAGUGAGUUUCAAUUCUCAAUAAUCCAACUGUGUGAUUCCCGUGUGACUUAAUGUUUCUUUGCUCUUUACUUAAAACACAUAGCAAAGUUCUGAGAAGCCAAAGCAACUAACUAACCAGGAACUAACCACUUCCUUUCCUCCGAGCCUGCUCAUGCUCGCCAGGGGCCAUGUUGAAGUUUCACUCAGUCUUUCUCUGUCUGAUGGGCAUCAUGUUCAACCGAGACCACGCUGCUCUUCUCUCCAUUCAACUGCUAACUGUGUGCCAAGUCUUUGCAGUGUCAGAGAUUGAAGACAGGAAUGAACUGGUGUCCAGAGGAGACUCCGUCGUCUUCACCUGCAACAUAUCUGAGACAAAUGUAACGCAACUCAUAUGGACCAAAGACAGAUUUCUUUAUGCGUUUUUGUUCCUAAAGAAUAUGUCUAUUUCAAAUUUCACAUCUCGCAGACUGAGAAUAGACAACAACUUACCUUCAAGGAUGAUUAUUUCUAACGUUCAGCAUGACGAUGCAGGAACCUACAGAUGUUGUUUAAUUGCCGUGAACAGUAUAAGGAAUAUUGAGUGGGAUUUAAAGGUGUCUGGAGAACCUGAAGAAGCCAGUCCAUUGAGGUACCCUCUCUACAUACUCACAGCCGUAAUUGGAUUUCUUCUAUGUGUAGUCACAGCUGUCUGCCUCUGUAGAAAACUCCGGGCCAGGCCACCAACCCAGAGUCCGGUCCCGGACCAGUUUCAUCCCCACUCAGUAGAGAUGACCUCCGCUGCACCGCAGGGGGGCACACACUCUGAGACAAACAAGCGCAGGAGUCAGUACAAAGAGACGCUGAAUUCAAUCUACGGCCUCUAAUGAGCUGAUGAGACACUUUAAUGAAAAGUUAAACAAGAGACACGGACCAAGCCGGGGCUUCAAGGGAAGGACAACCGAGUCACUGAUGCCUUUGUACAGUAUCACGUUACAUUAAAACCAGUGCCGUCACUUUAAGGCCUA